GCGUGCGGCCAGGGAGCAGAUACACAUGGGAGGAGUGACCUAUCCCACGCUGCCACUGCAAGAGGCAGUGCCCCGGCCCCAGUCAGGUUAUGGCCAUCCCCCCACCGCCUGCUCGCCGGCAGGCUCCUUCACUGGAUCCCUGCCUCCUCAGCCCCACAGUGCCUACUUCAGCGGGAUGACCGGACCACAGCACCCAUUCUACAACCGGCCUUAUUUCCCACAUCAUGUGUAUCACCUGCCACGGCAUUACUCCCACCACGUUCCCUCAUCUUCGCAUCCCUCCAUUAAACUACAUGGCCAUCCUAAGGACACCAAUGGACUUGAUGUUAUUGCAGAGGAUGCCAGAGAAAGCCUCCCCUCCUGCCCCUCUGACCCCGCCAUGGUAACCUGACUAACAUUAGCUGAC
Molecule: messenger RNA, 406 nt
Organism: Paralichthys olivaceus (Japanese flounder)
Lineage: Eukaryota; Metazoa; Chordata; Actinopteri; Pleuronectiformes; Paralichthyidae
Source: RefSeq, a predicted model, not a curated record